AUGGCAAGCGGUUUGUUUACAUUUGCAAGUCUCAACUGUAGAAAUGUUAAGCGUUGUGUUGACGGUGUCAAACACUUAUGCAAAACAUGUGUUGUAAUUGCUCUCCAGGAGACAUGGCUGUUGCCGGACGAGAUUCCAUUUUUGAAUGGCAUUGACGACAAUUUCUGUGCGACGGGAACAUCGGCUGUUGAUACGACAGUGGGGAUGUUGCGCGGGCGACCACACGGCGGCGUCGCGCUGCUGUGGAAUAGUGCCGUUUUUCACGACGUCUCGGUUGUGCAGUGCGAUAAUCCGCGUUUAUGCGCAAUUAAGGUAGUGACGGACGACCGUCCGAUUAUAGUUAUUAGUGUGUAUAUGCCAACGAAUAGUGCGGACAACCUAACGGAGUUUACGGAUUGCCUCGGUGCGGUGAGUGCUAUUGUUGAUGAAUACGGGAUUGAAUCUGUUUAUAUAAUGGGUGAUUUCAAUGCCCAUCCAGGUGAACUGUUUUUCCGUGAAUUAAUGAAUUACUGCAACGAUCUGGAUUGGUGUUGUAUGGACACACUAAAACUAGGUAUUGACUCGGGAACUUAUACUUUCAUAAGUGACGCUCAUAAGUGUAGACGGUGGUUAGACCACUGUGUUACGACACAGUCUGCGCUUUCAUCUGUGCAUGAUGUUUACGUUAAUUAUAAUGUGACCUGGUCCGACCAUUUUCCACUUAUGUUACAGUGUAAUUUAAAACUACUUACACCCAGGUUAAACAGAUUAAUUGGCGUAUCUAAUCAAAACGUAAUAUGGGGACAGAGAGGGUCGGAGCAAAUAAGCCGUUAUAAAGAAGAGUGCAACAGUUUGUUAAAAUGUAUUGACUUCCCUAUUGAGCUUACACAUUGUGCCGAUAAAUAUUGUAGUGAAAUAAGCCAUAGGAAAGUCCUAGACACUCUGUAUAAAAAUAUUGUGUCUGCCCUCUGUGUGGCUGCGACGCGAACCGCAAGUAGGAAGCGUAAGUCCAAGAAACAGAUAGUGGGGUGGAAUAGGCAUGUCAGCGAUGCGCACAGGGCUGCGAGAGAGAAAUUUCAUGAGUGGACACUUUGUGGUAGACCGGAAGGUGGCAGGUUAUUUAAUGAGAUGUGUAAAGGUAGAUUCUUCCAUUUCUUCUUGGAGCAGCACCCUGGCCGGCGUUCCGCAAGGCGGUGUGCUGUCGCCCUCUAUUAUUUUCCAUCUUCAUCAACUCCAUUACUACUAAUAUUUCUUCUUCUUACCACCUCUAUGCCGACGACCUCCAAAUUUACUCUCAAUGCGUAA
This is a messenger RNA of Cydia pomonella (codling moth), 1284 nucleotides long. RefSeq lists its product as uncharacterized. The coding region runs from base 1 to 1284 and encodes 427 amino acids. Lineage: Eukaryota; Metazoa; Arthropoda; Insecta; Lepidoptera; Tortricidae. The transcript has a single exon. Gene Ontology annotation, molecular function: catalytic activity. The record is from RefSeq and is a predicted model, not a curated record.